AAAAUGCAGAAGCAAGUGGAGGUCAAGAUGGACGGGAGCCACCUUGAGCCCACCGUGGAAUCUUCUGACAACAUAUGCAGCAGCAUGUGUGAUAAAAUCAUGAAGAACAUGGUUCUCACUCUCACAAUCUUGGGUGUGUUUCUGGGCUCCAUCGCUGGAAUGCUGCUGCGCCACGUAUCGCCUCUCCCCCCCGACGUCGUUAUGAUCAUCUCCUUCCCCGGAGAGAUCCUAAUGAGGAUGCUGAAGAUGCUGAUUCUGCCUCUCGUCGUCUCCAGUCUGGUCACAGGACUGGCGGGUUUGGACGCCAAAUCCAGCGGCCGCUUGGGCACCAGGGCCAUGGUGUACUACAUGUCGACGACGGUGAUCGCGGCCGUCCUGGGAGUGAUCCUGGUGCUGCUCAUCCAUCCCGGCAACCCCAAGCUGAAGGCCAACCUCGGGCAGGGGAAGAAGAACGACGACGUCUCGAGCGUGGACGCCUUCUUCGAUCUCAUCCGGAAUCUUUUCCCGGAGAACUUGGUGCAGGCGUGCUUUCAGCAGAUCCAAACGGUAAUCACCAAAGUGCCGGUGCCCACCAACAGAACCAAAGCGCCCCCGCAGUUCACUGUGAAAAGGGCGCUCCAGUUCAAGGGAGGGAUGAAUGUCCUCGGUUUGAUCGGAUUCUUUGUCGCUUUUGGAGUAAUUAUGGGCAAAAUGGGGGAAAAGGCCAAAAUGAUGUUGGAGUUUUUCAACGUCCUGAAUGAGAUCGUCAUGAGGCUUGUUGGCGCAAUUAUGUGGUACUCCCCCUUCGGUAUCGCCUGCCUCAUCUGCGGAAAGAUCAUCUCCAUCGCGGACUUGGAGAUGGUCGCCAGGCAGCUGGGCAUGUACAUGGUCACUGUGAUAGUGGGCCUGAUCAUCCACGGAGGCAUCUUCCUUCCGCUGAUAUAUUUUGUGAUAGUAAGAGAAAACCCCUUCACCUUCUUCAUGGGGAUAUUCCAAGCGUGGGUCACGGCACUCGGAACAGCGUCCAGCGCCGGCACCUUGCCCGUCACGUUCCGAUGCCUGGAGGAGAACCUGGGCAUCGACAAGAGGGUCACGCGCUUCGUCCUCCCGGUGGGCGCCACCAUCAACAUGGACGGCACGGCGCUUUACGAGGCGGUGGCCGCCAUCUUCAUCGCUCAGAUGAACGGGAUCAACCUCGACUGGGGUCAGAUCAUCACCGUCAGUAUGACAGCCACCCUGGCCAGUGUUGGAGCAGCCAGUAUCCCCAGUGCUGGACUGGUGACCAUGCUUCUGAUCCUCACGGCGGUGGGGCUGCCCACCCAGGACAUCAGCCUCCUGGUCGCUGUCGACUGGCUGCUGGAUCGUUUCCGUACCUCCGUCAACGUGGUGGGGGACUCCUACGGCGCCGGCAUCGUGUACCACCUGUCCAAGCACGAGCUGGACUCCUUCGACCAACAGGCCCGGCUGGAGGACUUUGAGAUGGCGAAGACGCAGUCCUUCUUUGAGAAUAACAGCAACCAGAAUGUGUACGCUCACCACAACUCAAUCUUGAUAGACGACUGCAAGGUCACCAAUGGCAAAAUUGGCAACCCUGCAGGGUUCUCCCUUGUUGAGGAGGGACCGUGGAAAUGCGAGUAA
Cyclopterus lumpus (lumpfish) is the source of this 1617-nucleotide messenger RNA. It is a transcript of the gene slc1a2a, whose product is annotated as solute carrier family 1 member 2a. The record is from RefSeq and is a predicted model, not a curated record. Gene Ontology annotation, biological process: L-glutamate transmembrane transport. Gene Ontology annotation, cellular component: plasma membrane. The transcript is spliced from 10 exons. NCBI's taxonomy places the organism in Eukaryota, Metazoa, Chordata, Actinopteri, Perciformes, Cyclopteridae. Gene Ontology annotation, molecular function: neutral L-amino acid transmembrane transporter activity; glutamate:sodium symporter activity; L-glutamate transmembrane transporter activity. Bases 4 to 1617 code for a protein of 537 amino acids.